AUGACUAUGGCAAAGAAACCUCACGCACAUGCCAGCUGUAUCAAUGGGCUUGGCUUUGUCGACAAAGAAAAGGAGUGUCAAGAAAUGGAAGAUAUAAGAAGGUUAUCAUUGUUCAGCGUUUCCGCCGAUCAGAAGCUCAAGAUCUGGGAGAUCGAUCCAAUGUUACUCGAAAUCAAUCUGACAAAAGUCUUCCACAGCGAUGUGGCUGAUUGUUCUUCAAUUGAUGUCGCUUGUCUUGAGACUGGCCCUCAACAACUUCCAAAUCAAGGCCCCCACAAUGCGUGUAUUUUCUUGGCUGGGAUCGGUAUUGAGAGAAGACUAUUUACUACUACUACUACUACUAAUACAACUUCAAAAUCGAUGUUGUUGUGA
Molecule: messenger RNA, 372 nt
Organism: Puccinia graminis f. sp. tritici CRL 75-36-700-3
Lineage: Eukaryota; Fungi; Basidiomycota; Pucciniomycetes; Pucciniales; Pucciniaceae
Exons: 2
Coding region: 1-372 (123 amino acids)
Source: RefSeq, a predicted model, not a curated record